This is a messenger RNA of Salvelinus sp. IW2-2015, 1281 nucleotides long. Its product is annotated as vesicle-associated membrane protein 8. NCBI's taxonomy places the organism in Eukaryota, Metazoa, Chordata, Actinopteri, Salmoniformes, Salmonidae. Gene Ontology annotation, molecular function: syntaxin binding; SNAP receptor activity. Gene Ontology annotation, biological process: exocytosis; vesicle fusion; SNARE complex assembly. The record is from RefSeq and is a predicted model, not a curated record. Gene Ontology annotation, cellular component: plasma membrane; SNARE complex; mucin granule.
CCAGCUGUUGCUCAACUUGAUGAUGGACGUGUCUUCGAAUCUUGAGUAAAAUGUCUCGUGACAUUCUAACGUCCCCUGGAAACGGAACGGUCUAGCCAUUUUGCUAGCUAACAAAAUGUUUGUUACUAUUUCUGUUUUAAACUAGCUAACGUUAUGCUUUUACAUAUGCUUUUGAAUCCAACAUAGACCUAGCUAGAUUAUAUUAAAUAAUGUGUUACAAAGUAAGUGACAAGCACACAGGCUACAAGAUUUGCCUACAAGAACACUGCGGCACAGAUGAGUAUUUUGACUUUUUGUAACCAACCAAAGACCAUGCCAAUAGUGUAUUGCUGUGUAGAAAGAAGCAACAUCAUCCUUGCUGAUCUUGCUCUCAGAGGUGGAAGGUUUCAGGAGGCAGCAUUGAAUUUUCUGAGACCUCUUCCGUUUGGAGCUCUGUAUCGAAGGUCCAUACAAUUGGAUGGGUUCAGAUACCACAUCCUGUCAGAGGAUGGAGUGUCCUACGUCUGUGUCACAGAGCUCAGCUAUGAGUCCAGGAGGGCCCAUGAAUUCCUUAACCAGGUCUGCAGUUUCUUUGCUAACAGCCCCCUGAUAAAGAAAGCGGCCUUUGCCCAGCCGUAUGAAUUCAGCUCUGACCUGCAUCAGGUGCUUGGACAGCUGAUGGCUGACUACAGUUCUCAACAGCCAGCCUCCUCUAAGCUGGACUCGGUGCAGGGCCAAGUCAACGAAGUCAAAGUUAUACUCAAAGACAACAUUAACAAAGUGCUGGAGAGGGGAGAGAGGUUAGAUGACUUGGUUGACAAGACACAUGACCUACAAGCAACCGCAGACUCCUUUCAGAGGACAUCCACGCGGGUAGCCCGGAAGUACUGGUGGAAGAACGUCAAGAUGAUGAUCAUCAUUGGCGUGAUAGUUCUGAUCAUUCUCAUCCUCAUCAUCCUGUUUGCUACAGGUGUCAUCCCCAGUUAAAUCCCCUCAGGCUCCUACAGUACUACAUUAUCAACACAAGGAAAAGGACGAACCACUAUCACCGAGUCAUGUUUUGAAUUUUAUUUUAGUCUCCUCCAAGGCGCAUUCAAGGUGGAUUGUGCAUAGUAACGUGACAAAUAAUCAUUUCACAUUAUGAAUUCUGUAAAUAAGCUUCCUGGAAUUUGUUUGAUUGUUUUUGGAUUAUAUGGAUCUGUUCAUUUGAUAUUUAAUAAGAUACAUUUCAUAAUGUUUGUUUGUCUAUUUAAAAAAAGAAAAAAAUACACAAUAUAAACUCAGCAAAAAAAGAAACGUCCU